Molecule: messenger RNA, 3271 nt
Organism: Brassica napus (rape)
Lineage: Eukaryota; Viridiplantae; Streptophyta; Magnoliopsida; Brassicales; Brassicaceae
Product: probable mediator of RNA polymerase II transcription subunit 15c
Exons: 9
Coding region: 580-2436 (618 amino acids)
Biological process (GO): regulation of DNA-templated transcription
Molecular function (GO): chromatin DNA binding; transcription coactivator activity
Source: RefSeq, a predicted model, not a curated record
CUAUUUCUUUUUAUCACAAAAUUAUUUACUUUAUAAAAACCUUUUUAAUGUAUUUUAUAUAUGGAUUAAUAUAUAGAAAUAAUUUUUUUAAAAAAAAUUGGGAGCCCCUUUGUAUUUUGGGACCAUUCAAAUGUUUCAAAACAAUGGGCUCAAGCUCAUCCUUGCUUAUGACCAAGCUUUCUUUUAUAGUAUUUGGUUAUUAGUUUACCAAAUUAGGAAUCAAACGAAAACUUUUCCAGCAAAGUUCUACGGUGGUGAUUUAACAUUUUACCAAAAACAAAAUUCUACAGUGCUAGUUUGAACAAUUUUAUAUUGAGACUUAUAAAUUGUACUUUACAGAUUCUUCCAUACGUACAUUCGCAAUUUGGUAACUGAAAUGAAGUAAAAAAAAGACUUGAUUAAAUAUAUACGAAAAGCAGAGACUAUCUAUAUAAUACUUUUACGUAUAGUUUUAUCUUCAAUCAUUCUCUCUCCCUCUCUAAAAACCCUUUGGAGUCUUGAUUCCUUCUUCCUCAAUUCAUCGAUCAUCCUCCUCCGGCGAUCUCCGACGGGUCUCGUGGGUUAAAGUCUUUUUACUCAAUGGAGGGAAGUUCUAACGAACAGGGCGGAGACUCUCUUACAAACGAUUGGAGAACAUAUCAUGAGCCUGGUCUACGGGAAAGAGUUAUUUACGAAAUAGUGAAAAAGUUGAAGAAAUGUUGUCAUCAACCUAGCAAUGAAAAUGAUAUUAAGAAGGCAGCUAUCAAAUAUGAGGCUAAGAUCUAUGGUAUGGCCAAAGAUAAGGAUGCUUACUUGGGGAAAAUCUGCAGAAAAGUUUUUUCUUCCCAUAGUCCUUUCAGAGCUCAAGAACAAUCACUUCCCACCUCGUUGCCAUAUACACAAACUCCAACAAGCCAGAGCAAUCUCAACGUUCCUGAAUCAUCUGGUUUGCCCACUCAGGUUCCUCUAACCGUUUCUGCGGCUCAGAAUCUAAAGAUUCAAAUGAGUGAAGAAGGAGUUCAUUCAAAUAAACUACCAGGCCACCCUCAAAGAGAGAUUCAACAACUAGAAAGCGAGAACCUCAUUAGUCAACUGAUGAAUGGUCAAGACACGCAGAAGAAUCAUCCACAAAACAAAGGGGAGGAGCAAGAACAAACAACUCCUAGGGUAUCGACCUCCCAGCAGAACAAUAUGGCUAGCUUUAAUGUGCAUGGACCAAGUUUGUUGGGUACUCAAAGCCAAGAGGUGGAGCAGUCUCAACCAUUGAUGCUACAACACUUGUAUGAUGUUGAUGACUGGCGGGAAGAGACCUAUCAGAAGAUAAAGGUCCUCAAGGAGAAGUAUGGAGUUGUUCUGAGUACAUUUUUCAAAUCAAUAUCUGAUAAAUUGCGGGAGAUUGAUUCUCUUCGUCAGCAGAACAUGCCGGUUGAAUGGCUAACGGCGAGCAAAGCGACGUUGGAACAAGUUCUUGCGUUCUUAAAUGUCUGUAAGAGCAGUGUAUCAGAGUUUCAUAGAGAUAAGUUUAGUCUCCAUGAGGAAAAGGUAUUGAGGUUCAUUGAGUAUCAUCAUCUGAACGUGACUCGGAGGGCAAUGAAGCAGCAACAAGUGUAUCUCCCUCCUUCUCAUACCCAUCAAACAAGGCCUAGGAUGGAACCAGAAGAUGAGAACAGCCCUAUGUCCACAGCAGCUCAGGAGCAUCUUCCACCAGAGCCAAUCACAGAGCGGCCUAUUGAUCGUCUGAUAAAAGCUAUUCAAUCAGCAUCACCUGAAUCCUUGGCACAGUCAGUAAGUGAGAUGAGGUCGGUCAUCAGUUUGAGUGAGAUGAUUGCUGGUUUGGUCAACACCAUUGGAGGAUCUAGAGCUCGUUUAGUGGAGGAUUUGAGUGAGAGGACAAGGUUCCGUGCGCAACAAGGAGAUACAAAUCACACCAAGAGAUUCAAGCGCUCAGUUACUGCUAUAUCUUCCUCCAAAGUUAACAAGAUUGAGCCUAGUUAUGCUCUCUUGCAAGAAAUCAUGGAAAUAAAUGGGAGACUUGUGGAGACAGUAGUGAGUAUAUGCAAUGAAGAUGUUUGUCCUAGUGAAGUUACUUCAGGAACAGUCGUCGUCACGUGUGAUUAUGUCCCUGUGGCUGUCAGUGCCACAUUCAAAGCUCUUUACAAUUCAGGUUAUAUCUCACAGAUUCAGCCGUUACGCUUACUAGUUCCAGAGAAUUAUCCAUCUUCCCCAAUACUUCUAGAGAAAGUCAUCUUUGAUACCGCCAGUGAUCACAAGUUUGAGGAUUUAUCCGCGAGAGCUAGAUCGAGGUUUAGUUUGUCUAUGAAGGAAGCAAUGUCACUUAAAGAAAUAGCUAAAGUUUGGGAUGAGUGUGCGAGAGCUACAAUGCUCGAGUACGCUGAACGGCAUGGUGGAGGCACUUUCAGCUCCAAGUACGGUCGUUGGGAGUCUGUGCUAGCUUAGAGCUUCAUGAGUCCUACAUACUUCUUGUAUCACUUACCGCCCUCUCCGGAUGAUGUCAAGGAUCUUGUAAAGAGGUGGAAAAUGUAAAGCCUAGGUUUUACUUAAUUGCCUUGCGUUAGAAGUAACGUCAGAUCAAAAUCUUGUUUUGGACCACCACUGUAUAAUAUGUAAGAUGCAAUCAUAUGAGAAAUUAAAACUGUACAAGUGUUUAACGCUUCUUACUCAGCAGUGUAGGACGGCCACUCUCCCAAGUUUGAGUAACAUAUAAAUUAGAUCCAAAAAAACUUCGUUAAAAAAUUGUGAAAAAAAAUCUAUACCAUGUUCCACAAGAAACUACAUCAUCAAAAGUCAUAUUCUUUAACUCCAAACAGAGUUUAGAGAUGGCAAAGCAUAAAACCCAACCGCAUGUGGUCCAAGUAUAUUAUUUUUCACAGGAGACUUUCCGGACAUGAAAACGUAUAAACUUGAAUAGAAUCUAAUUAAGUAUUAAUUGCAACUAACAUCAACUAUCUAACAAGAAACAAUCAUAAUCAUCAUCCAUGAACCAAUUAAAAAACAACCUACGCAUUAGCCAUAAUGGAAGAAGAACAAAGCAUAAAUGAUGUGGUGAGUAGAUUGAUUGAAACAUCGAACAAAAUUAAUCAUAUAGUUAAUAUGGUUCUACUAUGUAUUUUAUACUAUAUAUCUAUUGCAAUAUGAUAAUACUAAUACAGUAACAACUGUAUAAAUUAAUAAUGUCGGUACUUUGAUAUUUUAUUAAUUUAUAUAAAGUUAUUAAUUUAUAAAAAAUUUAUAUUUAUAUUUUUUAAUUUUUAAUUGGAGAAAUUACAUGUUU